Messenger RNA from Lethenteron reissneri (Far Eastern brook lamprey), 4486 nucleotides. It is a transcript of the gene GSTCD, whose product is annotated as glutathione S-transferase C-terminal domain containing. Gene Ontology annotation, cellular component: cytoplasm. NCBI's taxonomy places the organism in Eukaryota, Metazoa, Chordata, Hyperoartia, Petromyzontiformes, Petromyzontidae. The record is from RefSeq and is a predicted model, not a curated record.
UGGCGUGGAGUAACCGAACGCGCCCCCGCCCAUCCUGUCUGCACCGUCUGUCGAUGACAACGCCGCGGCAACUGGGCCCCGAGGUUGUAGCAGCCGAACGCGCUCCCUGGCGCCCACUCCACGUGGGCUGCUCCUUCCGCGCGAGCGGUGACUUUAAAUACUCGGUGGCAGCCAUGGGUACACAGGAAGAGCUCUCUCACCUCUAUCUGGAGUACACGGGCGCAGCAGGAGGCACAGUCACCCCUCUGCAGACGGCAAUCACCCUCUUCUUGCUGUCCUACUGCCAGGAUGUGUCCGUCAAGGUUCACCUGGUGUCCGAAGAGGAGGGAGCAGCGAUCGACGACACGCCGACCUGGGUGCCGCCCGGCCUCCACGUUACGUCCAUUCGACGCUCGGACCUCCCGCCAAUCGUCCGGCGCUGUCUGCUGCCCGCACUGAUCGAUGACGCCUCGGAUGGGGCGGGUGGCCCGCAGAGCGCCGCUCGCGUUGGCCCGACGGAGAGCGAGUCCGGGCUCCCGGGCGUGCCAGCUGGAGACGGCUCGGCCGAUCCAGGGAAGCGCGCCGGGCCGCCCGCGUCGGAGCGUCCCGGCGCCGAGCUGUGCCGGGCCGGGCUCGCCGUGGUGCUCCGCUUCCUGGUGCAGAGGGCGGCCAGGAGACGAGCGACGCUGCUGCAGCUGCUGGGCUUCCGGCAGACGUGCCUCAAGGCCUGCGCCGAGGUGAGCCAGUGGACUCGUCUCUGCGAGGUCACCUUCCCAGCCGCCGUGCAGUCGCUCGUGGACGCCGUGCAGAGCGGUCCGCAGCCGCCGUGUCGCCGGUCGUCUCUCCCGCAAGAGGUGCUUGAGCUGGAGCGUCGGCUGGGUGAGCCUGUCCGUGUGCACAACGACGACAAAUUACGGCGCGUUAAGCUGCGGGGACGGCAGCAGAAGCAGCAGCAGCGGCAGCAGCAGCAGCAGCAGCAGCAGCAGCAGCAGCAGCAGGAGCCGGCCAUGUGCGGUGAUGCGAGCCAGGAGAGCACGGUGGAGCUGGCGGCCGCUCUGGCGCGGUUGGCGUGCGUGGGGAGCGACGCGAGGCCCGGGCGCGAGGCCCCCAGCGUGCGGCGCGUGGUCACGGCCCAGCUGCCCGCGCUGGAGCACGUCUUCGCAGAGGGCCUCUACUUCACCCUCACGGACCUCGUCCUCUUCCCCUGCGUGCACCUCCUCCUGGCCCAGCUCCUCUCCCCUGGCCAGGCCGAGGUCCUGCGGGCGGUGCCGCUCGUCACGGCGUGGUACGGCCGCGUGAGCGCCGUGCCGGCCGUCAGGCAGGCGGCCGCGGGGGUCGGUCUGCAGCCCCUCGACCUGCCCCCAACGCACGCCACGCCGCUUCCGUCCUCUGCAAGCCCGGGGCCCGCGCGCCCCGUAAACCCCGAGGCCCUGGGUCCCGACAAGGCGGCCCCGCCGGUUGCCUCCGCCGCCGACAGCAGCCGAACAGCUUCCGCGAGUCUUGACAAGCAUUUCAAAGGCGGCCCUCGCCCCACGCUUGAAAAACUCAAGGAAGCGGGCAUCGAAGCGUGUCUGGAUCCCCACCCUUGCUGUCAAAUCACUCUUCCGUGGGGUGACUAUCCCGCGGCUGUGAACCCUGAAGAAGGAGAGCUGUCUGAGGCAAGGGCCCUGCGGAAACGGCAGCAGCUGGAGAACCUCGUGGGCUGCGUUCGCUCCCUGGCCCAGCCGGCACACGUCAUCGUCGACUUCUGCAGCGGAGGGGGCCACCUUGGGAUCGUACUGGCCUACCUGCUGCCCCAGUGCCAAGUUGUGCUGGUGGAGAAUAAGGAGCAGUCGCUGGAGAGGGCCCGGUCUCGGUGCCGGGGCCUGGGCCUCAGCAACGUGUCGCUCUACCAGUGCAAUCUCGACUACUACCAGGGCACCUUUGACAUCGGGGUCGCGCUGCACGCGUGCGGAGUGGCGACGGACAUGGUGCUGGAGCGGUGCGUGCGGGCGCGCGCUGCCUUCGUCGUCAGCCCCUGCUGCUACGGCUUCAUCCAGAACACGGACAAAGUGUCCUUCCCCAAGAGCCAGAUGUUUCACGAGGUGUUAUCCUAUCGGGAGCACAUGGUCUUGUGCAGGUUCGCCGACCAGACCGCACAGCACCUCUCCGCUGACAGACGCAGCACAGGGAAGGCGUGCAUGACGUUGGUCGACCAAGACAGGGCCGCAGCAGCCGCCGAGAGCGGAUUCCACGCGCACGUCCACUCCAUGACUCCAGAGACGUGCUCUCCCAAGAACAGCAUCCUGGUGGGGGUCCCGGACACGCGCUUCCUGGCGGACACGACUAUCCCCCCGCUGCUCCUCUCACACCGGUGUUUGCUGCCAACAAGCUCAGCGCUAGGCCCCCGAGCGUCCAGGGGCAGAGACGCAGGACGGGUGGAAGAGUGGGGCCAGGCUCGACGUGUAAACAGAGCUGAGCUCUUCUUGUGCACAGUUGUGGAAUUUAAGCUGACAAAAAAUGCACACGUACGGGUUUUUAAUUGGAACCGUGCGUGUGAUGCGGCGCAAGUUGGUCACGGCCUCCUGGGACUUUUAUUUUUGAGUCUGAAUUCCAAGAAGUGGUUACAGAUUUUACCCUGAUUAAUUGAACAGUUAUUUUUUCAAAUUCCUAUUAGUUUGUUUGGAUAGAAACAUAUCUUGUUUAUAUUACUUAUGUUUGUAGUUGUCACUUAUUUUACUGUCAUUUAAACUAACUGUUAAGUAAAUGCCUGCGAUGAAUAUACAUGCAUUCAAGCAAAAUAUUGACUUGGUUUCAUUUAUUUUACACUGGCUUCAACGGGACAUGUUUUGCAGCACCUGUUGAGCUGAUAACAAACGAACUUGAUGAGGGACUUCAUGUCUGCCAAUCUGCUCAUAUCAGGGUUGAUGUUGACCCAACAGUAGGAAGACGACAGCAUAUAUUGCCACAUCCACAGUCACUUUUUCAUUAUCAUUUUAUUAUAGAUGAUAGGUAAUUGUAAUUGUUCAAAUGAUAAUAUGAGCAUGAAACUUGGCAUGUGUGUUUCACUGGGUAAUUUUUCAACAAAUAUAUACACAGCCUCUUGAAAUUCCAAAAAGGCCGCUAAUGUUCCAUAUACUGUAAUAUCCUGUUUUGACCCGGACAUCGAUUGGAUUCUCCCAACUCAUACGGACCACGGGUUGCACGCAUCACAUUGCAUAUCAGGCAGGUGACGUGGAGGCAGAGAACUAUCAGCCUGACACCCAAAGUCCUGUUGAUGUGGGGUGGACCAAACAAGGUUUCAUCGUACCUAGACCACUAUUCCAUCUAUUGCGAGAAAUUUCCAACAAGUGACAAAAUGCGUCUGCAAGACAGAAUGUUGUCGACGCUGAAAAUGCCACCACUGCAGUCGCAGUUGUUACACAGCGGCAUGCUGCUGUGAGUGCUGGGCUGCGUAUUGAAUCUCACGAACCUCAUCUGAUGUGCAGACGCCAGUUGUGUUGGAUAGAAAAUAAUAAUAGGUGGUGAAUUUAAUGUAACUGGUGAAUGUAUCUUAUAACGAAGUCUGUCUAGCUGAUGCUGGACUGAAAAGAUUUGGUGGCACGAACAUCCUGAUGAGACGUGAAAGGUACAUUUGAGGAAUUUAUUUCGGCGUAAUUAGUUUAACAAAAUACAAUGAUCCCCCCCCGUAUAGCCUGUAACCGACUGUUGGGGCAAGUGAUGUUCGCGAGCACCUAUGAAGGCCGGCAAAGCACACGAGGGGGCGGGUGGUCAACACAACGCCCGGCCGCCUUUGUCUCCAUCAUGGCGAUGUUUACACAUUGCACCGGGUACUCAUUUGAGGCUGAGUCGACCUAGGGGAGGCCCAGGACCGGCUUCAGAUAAUCGUCACUGGUGUUCUAGCAUGGCCACAGACACAAACAUAGAUGGUUACUCAAAUUGAACAACUGUCAAUUUCAGUAUCGAACGUGGCUAUUUGUGUCAAAAAUAUGACACCUGUCUUGAAAAAUAGCAGCCAUCCUGGAUUUUUCAGGCAGCUUCCGUUGUGUUGACUGGCCCAAUGCAAACGUACAUCUAUCGACAUGUUCACGCUCGUCUCAUUUGAACAGAGUCGUAAUCCCCUGUUAGCCACUCCGCUCCUUACCACUCAGACAUGCGUCGGGUUUGAUGCGGCUAAGAAGACAUGUCUGGCAACGCCAAUGAAGGUGUACAUUGUUAAUGUAGAGCGGCGGUGGCUUCUGUGAUGCUAAACUAGACAGGGUGGGAUCGAGGCGCAUUGGGGGGGGGGGGUGUUUGUUAAAUACACUUGAGCAGAGGAAAUGUUGACUCGGGUCACCCUCAUGUCCCUUGUCCCUGCGUCCACUUACACCACCGCCACUUCUUCCCAUCACCAGGAGCUCUCAUCUCGCCUCAUCUCCCCCUCCUUCAUCUCCUUUUAGCGGCAGCAUAGUUUAGACUCCAUAAGUAAACAGAUGCAGGAGCAAUUAUUCCUUCGCUGCCGUAAAUCCUUCACACGGUGAUGGGUGGG